GCUUUGUCAUUUGGCUGGUGAUUGCUUGUGAUUUGCUUAUUCAAAUUGCUAAAACAAUGCCACAACUUCCUUUUCCAUUUUUGUCAGAGAUGAAUCGGAGCUUAUACAAAGAAUUGUGGAGGAAAUCUCCAGUUACCUAAACCGAACACCUUUGCAUGUUGCUAAGCAUCCGGUUGGGAUAGAUUCACGAGUGGUCGAGCUGAAAUCGCUGUUAAACCUAGAGUUUGACGAUGAUACUAUCAUGGUGGGAUUAUGGGGACAGCCAGGCAUAGGAAAGACAUUUUAGCAAGAGUUCUUUACAAUGCUAUUUUUAGACAAUUUGAAGGUUCAUGUUUUCUGCCAAAUAUUCGAGAAGCUUCAAAAGAUUCCAAAGAUUUAGUUCUGUUGCAAGAAAAAUUACUAUCCGUGAUUUUAUCAUCGCAACAUAGAUUAGAAGUGUCCAGUGUUGAUAGAGGUGUUAAUCUAAUACAACAAAGACUUAGUCACAGAAAGGUUCUCCUUGUCCUAGAUGAUGUGGAUGACUUGCGCCCAUUAAAUGCUUUAGCAGGAGAAGCAUGUGUUUUGGUAAUGGAAGUAGGAUCAUUGUUACUACACGAGAUAAACAUUUGCUAACUCGUCAUUGGAUUGAUCAAGAUCAAAUGUAUGAAGUUAAAGCACUGAAUUACAUUGAAGCUUGUGAGCUGCUUGGCAAUCAUGCUUUUACGAUACACCAAAAAUUAGAAAUCCAGAAAGAUUUGAUGGUUCGUGUUAUGAAUUAUGCUGGGGGCAUUCCUUGGCACUUGAGGUGUUGGGUUCCCUCUUAUAUGGUAGAAGAGAAAAUGAAUGGCAAAGUGCACUAGAUGAACUUUUCAGGAUUCCCAGCAAAACCAUUAAUGAUGUGCUUAGAAGAAGUUAUAAUGAACUGGGGGCAAAUGAGAAAGAGAUCUUUCUCCACAUUGUUUGCUUCUUUAACAGGUGGGAUAGUAAGUAUGCAAAGAAAGUUCUCCACGAUUGCAAUUUUGAAGCAGCAAUAGGAUUACAAGUUCUCAUUGAGAGGUCCUUCAUAAGCAUUGGUGAGGACGGACUCAUAAAAGUGCCUGAAUUGAAUCAAUUGAUGGGUAUGGAUAUUGUGAGACAGGAAUGUCUCGAUGAUCCUGGGAGACGUAGCAGACUAUGGCUGUAUGAUGAUGUCGUCAAUGUUCUGUCAAGAGACAUGGAAGAUUGUGCUGUUAAAGCUAUAGUGUUGGAGCUACCCGAACCGACAGAGAUGCGUAUCGGUCCUGAAACUUUUACAAAAAUGUGCAGGUUGAGAUUGCUCAUCGUGCGAAACGUGCAUAAUUCUUUUCAAGGUCCUAUAUGUCUUCCCAAUGAGCUAAGGUGGUUUGAAUGGGCUGCAUGGGCUCCCUCGAUUCCAGAAUUUUCCUCUUAUCCAAGAUAUUAGUGGGACUUGAUAGGAACAAAUGCGGUAUCACAGUAGUUCCCACACAAUCUAAGACCUCAGUUGCCACUAUUGAACGUGUAAUUGGCAUUGGUGAUUGAGUUAAGGAAGUAAUCGAGUUAUUGGAUAUAGAAGAUGAUGAGGUUGGAGUGGACAUUGUUGGAAUUCAUGGAACUAAUGGAAUGGGCAAGACAACUAUUGCAAAGGCCGUAUAUGACCGACUCUCCUCUUAUUUCGAUAGUUGUAGCUUUCGCGUGGAGAUUGGAGAAACAGCGCGAAAUGGUGGUGGUAUUCAGUUUGUGCAAACUAAGUUGAUAUCUGAUAUUCUCAAGCGAGAUGUCGAUGUGGCUUCUUUUGAAGAAGGAAUCGAUUUUUUCCUGGAUGUAUUUCGCAGUAUAAAAGUUCUUAUUGUCCUCGAUGAUGUGGAAGACCAGUCUCAUCUUCAUAGUCUAGUAGGAGACCAGCUAGACUGGUUUGGUCCAGGAAGUCAGAUAAUUAUUACGUCUGAAAAUGGUGAAAUUCUUCAAGGAUAUGUUUCUGCAGGCCUGGCUCGUAGUUAUGAAGUGAAUGGGAUGGAUAAUGGUCGAUCUCUUGAACUUUUCAAGCAUGCUUCAGCAAUUGACAGUUUAAUACCUGACCAUCUUGAGUUGAAGAAGUGCAUUAUCAAACCUACGGCCUGGGCUACUUUUCUUAUUGCACUCAUUGAUGAACUUCUUGAAGUGGCGAAGCACAUUGUCAAUGCUACGGGGCAGGUUCCAUUUGUUAUUGAAGUCAUUGGCACAUUUUUACGUGGAAAACCAAUAGCAGAUUGGUGGAAUAUAGAGCACUUGAUUAAACCACAGAACGAGAACUCUCAAGGGAGGUGGAAGGAUUGUAGGGAGAUUUUGAAUAUCUGUUAUGAAGCAUUACAUGAUAAGCAGAAAGAAAUAUUUUGGGACAUAGCCUGGUUUGCCAAAGGCGUGGACAGCCUGAUUGCAUCAUAUAUGUAGCCUGGUCAAGAUCUUUUGUCUUCUCACCUUGUUUUGAUGCCCCUAGCAAAAUUAGAGGAGACAAUGUGCUGUGGAUGCAUAAAAUGUUGAAGUGAUUCAGCCGCACUAUGCGUCAAGAAGGAACUAACUAUCCUGGAAGUCGCAGUAGACGAUACAUGCACGUUACAGACCUGGAAGAAUUCAACAAGAAAGAGGGAAAGGAAGAGGUGGAAGCCCUUUGCUUUGACUUGAAAACUCUUCAUCCCCCUACAUUUAAGGAAACCGUUUUCAAGAGCAUGCCGAACAUAAGCUUCUUGAAAUUGGAUCGUGCAAGUAUGACUGGAAAUUUUGCAAAUGUAUUUCCAAAGUUAAGGUGGCUUCAUUGGCAAGGGUGCCCGAAGGAUUCGGAAGCAGCAGAACUUAAUCUGACAGAACUGUUCAUUCUUGAUCUUUCAUGGAGCAAGGUCACCGAUGACUGGAGAGGUUGGACGUUGAUGAAGAUGGAGCAAUUGAAAGUCUUGAACCUCACCGGUUGCACUGACUUACUGAUAAGUCCGAAAUUUUCUAGCUUCCCGAAUUUGGAGAGAUUGAUUCUAGAGCGAUGCUCUCGGUUGGUCUAUUUAGAUCCUUCAGUCGGUGAUCUCAAAAAAUUGCUUUGCCUGAAUCUGAAGUCCUGUACUGAACUCAACCGGUUGCCUGCCGAACUGGGUCGCCUGGAAGCUUUGAAGGAGCUCCUCAUUGACGGGACUUCUGUGGAAGAAAUUCCCUUGAAAGGUUAUUCAAAGGAACUCGAAACUCUUUCUGCCUCCAAUUGCUUGUCAUUGAGUCUCCCCGAUGGAGUUGGAGAGCUGGCGAAACUCCGGCGCUUGUCUUUGAGGAAUUGUCGUUGGAUACGAAAACUUCCAGAGUCCAUUAGCCAACGGGGAAGCCCUUUAGAGGAGCUGGAUAUUUCGGGAACAGGCAUUUCUGAAUUGCCAGAUUCCUUUGGUAAUUUGAAGAGGUUGAGAGUGUUAAAGAUGGACUAUUGCUUCAUAAGAGAAUUUCCUAGCUCUAUUUGGCGUCUACAGAGCCUUGAAGAAAUACAUGCUGCCUCGUGUAGGAAUUUAAAAGGGGGGAUUCCUGGAGGCAUUGGGAAUCUAGAAAAUCUGAGAAUCUUGAGGCUGAGAAAUUCUGCUAUUUCCAGCCUACCUCCUGAAAUCAAGCAUCUUUCCAAGCUGGAGACUCUGGAUGUACUUCACUGUGACAAGCUUUCCGAGUUGCCAGAACUUCCCUCUGGUUUGGCUAUCUUCCAUCGGAGUCCAAAAUUGAAGGAGAAGGUGUCUAAUCCUUAGAAUUUUGUGGAGCAGCAUUGUUUCAUCACUGUGCAACUUGGAUGACAGUCAUUGAAACUGGUCUUUGUUCUACUUACCCUGGGCUAUGCUCAAUAAAGUUAUCCAGGAUAAUUGUUAUUAUUUCUGCUGAUAUUUCAUUUCAAAGU
Molecule: messenger RNA, 3862 nt
Organism: Rhodamnia argentea
Lineage: Eukaryota; Viridiplantae; Streptophyta; Magnoliopsida; Myrtales; Myrtaceae
Product: disease resistance protein RPV1-like
Exons: 5
Coding region: 2514-3716 (400 amino acids)
Molecular function (GO): protein binding
Source: RefSeq, a predicted model, not a curated record